This is a messenger RNA of Drepanopeziza brunnea f. sp. 'multigermtubi' MB_m1, 1773 nucleotides long. RefSeq lists its product as uncharacterized. The record is from RefSeq and is a predicted model, not a curated record. Lineage: Eukaryota; Fungi; Ascomycota; Leotiomycetes; Helotiales; Drepanopezizaceae.
AUGGCUUCGGAAACGGCAAAAUUGUGGGAUAACCUGGAGCUGCAGGUUGCUGGUGCUCGAGAUGUUCGGCACGUUAAACCUCCUAGUUUGGCCAUCGGUAAUCCAAGCAGCUCUACCUUUAAAUACAAUCUAAGUCCUUUCUUCAAGCGGGAGCAUUGGGAUAUCAGCGAUGGAGAUUACAAGGCACUCUUACCAAGCAUGCAGCUUGCGUCAAAUCUGCUUAACUCUGGUUUCGAUUUCCUUGCCAGCUUUGCGCCUUCAAACAGAGCACAUGACCAGCUGCUAGAGAAACGUGCAGAGGAUCCUACAUAUUACAGGGUCGUCCAAAAGCGAUAUGAAAACGAUCAGCUCCAGGAGACGAGAGGGGAGCUAGCGGAGGUGGCCGAGUCUGUCAGAUGGCAACUCAAUGAGACCAUGGCGAGAGACAAGAAAUGGACCGGGGUCACCAGACUAGUCACCGACGACCGCUGGGGCCCUAGACCAUGGACUGACUUGGUUGACCAAGAUAUAGCAGAGUCCGAUCAGGAUCUUCGAGCCCGGGGAUCUCAACGCCGACCUCUGAUCGUUGGGAUCAUGAAGGAGUAUGUGGAUGCCCUGACAACGUUCAGACCUGGCACCGAGGAGCAUCUGCGGGCAAGCUUUCUUGCUGCUGUUACCAUGACACAUGAAGUUGCACAUGUAGUCUGGCAUCAAGAUUUUCGAUCUUUAGAUUACAGCGCCUCGGGACCUGAGCCACGCUAUAACGAUGAUUGUGUUUCGGAACUGGGACUCUCGUUCAUCGCAUACAUCUUUGGCGGCUACAGUCCGUCCACAGUCGACGGACAAGUUCCUACUAACUUCUCCAGCGCUCUUUGUUGGCAGAAAGUCUUCAAAGAGCAGGAAAUCGACGUGCUCUACCGUAGCGAUUACUCGAUCUCCACAGCAUAUAUCGAGAGGGUACUUUCUCAGGGCUUUUGGGAUAGAUUACUGGAUAAUAUUGGAGCCAUAGAGGAUUCUGGGUGGCCUGCCAUCGCUCGUCCCGCACUGCAGGCGCAGAUCAAAAAAAACCCAUUGGAUGACUCUGUGGCAGAAUCACGCAUACCAGAGUGGACUGUUUCAAAGUACGACGGUGAGGUCAUCUGGAGAAACCCUUUCUCUGACUCCAGGCUCAAUCUGAGAGACAACAAGCUUCUGGAGAAAGUGACGGUGGAGGACAAGAUGCUGGAGAUAGCUCAACUCAAACUAGCCAAUCCCAACGACAAGUCAAGAUACAACUAUGGCCAAGGAGACGUGGGAGAAAAUGCAACUUCCAAUGCGGCCGGCAACAUAAACCCCGCCAUCCAAGACGCGACUACACCUGGCCCGCCCCGGAUCCCCGCAGAAAUCCAACGCAUUUACGAGAUUGCCUUCUGCGGAGCUCGUCCAACCCUCAUGGAACGGUUUCAGCAGAUCCAAAGCGCCGCCGCGGAGCUCGCCAAUGUCAUGCGUCCAGGCGGAGGUCACGACUCCCUGCGUCCACACCUCCGCGAUUUGCGCAGCGAAAGCGCGCAGGAGAUGCUAGACAACCUUGCUGAUUGGGAAGAGCGGCAGACCGCGAAAGAGGAUCAGGCUCUGAGAGCUGUCAAGCCAAAUGAGUGGGUGAAGAAGAAGCGGGACGAUCUGAAGGCAGAACUCCCGCCUGGAACAAUACUUGAUGAGCACGGAUGGCCAGUCUUGACAGACGCUGGUGCAGCGCCGGGGAAACAGGUGGGCAGUCAUAUGGUGGACCUGUAUGCGAGGGUGAACCCGACGUGA